This is a messenger RNA of Meloidogyne enterolobii, 615 nucleotides long. Lineage: Eukaryota; Metazoa; Nematoda; Chromadorea; Rhabditida; Meloidogynidae. The record is from the annotation of a GenBank genome assembly.
AUGGUUGUAUUUGUUGAUAACAAAUCCUGGCAUUUUGUGCAUCGUGAAAGAUCAAGAAUUGGAUGGGGAAUUAAAACUAAAGUUAAAAGAAUUACUCUUUCCCAACUUCCCUUUUUCUCUUUUAAAUCAAAAGUAACAAAAAUAAUGAGAGAAGAAUUAAAUAAUUGGAAAAAUGAAUGGAACCCUUCUAUGCGUUCACAUCCAGAAGCUACACAUCCUGAAUAUUCUCUUUUGGUAAAUUCAAAAACAUUUUUUCUUGUCGAAGCAGCUGCUGAGAAUCCUUUUGGAACAGAAUUUUUUGUUUGGUUGGAUGCUGGUUAUGGGCAUGGUGAUCGUUCAAUUUUCCCGUCGGGAUGGAAGUGGCAGCCAAAAUUUGAGAAAGGAAUUAUUUCUUUAAUUAAAUUAACACCUCCAACAGACUUAAUUAAUCAUUACAAUUUACAAUCUCUAUAUAGAGAUAUUUCUGUAAUAAGUGGUGGUUUUUUAGCUGGGGAUAGAAAUUCAAUUAUUCGUCUACACCAACUUUAUUAUAAAAAAUUUAUUAAUUUAAUUGAAAAACAAAAAGUUGAUGAUGAUCAAGUAAAAUAUAAAAUAAUUUUUUAUUUUAAUUUUUAG